Molecule: messenger RNA, 4036 nt
Organism: Polyodon spathula (Mississippi paddlefish)
Lineage: Eukaryota; Metazoa; Chordata; Actinopteri; Acipenseriformes; Polyodontidae
Product: nuclear factor related to kappa-B-binding protein-like
Exons: 16
Coding region: 473-3325 (950 amino acids)
Molecular function (GO): serine-type endopeptidase activity
Source: RefSeq, a predicted model, not a curated record
UUUCGGGGGGGGGGUUGUCUGUCUUUCGGUCUCCAAGCCACGCCCCCAGCUCACCUGUACACGGAAGCAGCAGGUAUUCUCGAGAGAGCCAGGGUGCCGCGCCUGGAACAACAAACUGCAGGCAGACCAAUAAACAACACGAAAACGACUCCGAUCGCAAGUUUGUGUUCAUUACAAUACGCCCCAAACUUUGGAUUACAGAUUUGUUAUUUUCAGGGCAGUAUCUCCGGAGUUGUGUUUCUCUUCAGCCUGUUUGGCUAAGCGGCACCUGCAGCCGAGUCAACCAGAAACUUGAGCAAGAGUCCCUACAAAAUGAGACACAGAGGCCGGCGUUGAAGUGACACCAUUGAUAUGUUAUGUUUACAGCAAGGAGGGCACGAUUCUAAAUACAAACCUUAAAAGAAGCACCAUUUUAAAUACAUAUUAUAAUUUUCCCCUGCGUGGUUUGGAACAGGAUCCGCCAGCUUCUCCAAUGAACAAAAUGGAUUAUUUAGAUUCUGGAAUGAGAUACAACCCUAAAUCGGGGGAUGACAGCUGGGACACGGGGGUGCAGUUCCUGCCUGCCUCGAACAGCAAGAAGCUGGAGAAGAAGGGACCCAAGAAGGUGCUGGCCAUCGUUGCCGUCCUGGUGUUCAUCACUGUCAUUUCCGUGAUGACCGGAUUGCUGGUCUGGCAUUUCCACUUUCGCAAAGAGAUGAAGGUGUUUAAGAUGUAUGCUGGCACCAUGCUCAUCACCAGCGAAACCUUCCAGGAUGCUUAUGAGGAUUCUGCCAGCCCGGAGUUCAGUGCUCUGGCUGCCAAGGUGCAAGACCAGCUUAAAACAUUGUACUCGAACACACCCCAGCUUGCCAGAUACUACGUUCGGUCGACAGUCAAUGCCUUCAGCGAAGGGUCUGUGAUCGCCUACUACAUCUCGGAGUUCGACGUGCCAGCAAAUCAGGAGGCAGCAGUGGACUCUGCCCUGGCAGAGAUCGGCAAGAAGAUGGUCCGCAGCCAGAGGAAGCUCCAGCCGCAGCAGCUGAGAGUGGACGAGGUGGUGACUCUGCCUAUGGAUCCGCGAAUGGCUCGUAACUAUAAGUGCAGCUAUAACCUCCACGCCAAGCCAGGUGUGAUUGGCAGCCUGAGUUCUCCAGGGUUUCCCAACAGUCCUUACCCAGCGGAUACCCACUGCCUGUGGAGGCUGCGGGCCGACCCAGGCUACGUGCUCAAGCUGAACUUCAUCACCUUCAGCCUGGAGGACGACUGCAGCAAAGACUUUGCCCGUGUGUACGACUCGCUGGGGCCCCUGGAGACACGCGUGCUGGCAGAGAAGUGUGGGACUUUCUCCCCCUCGCAGCCCCUGGUCUUGGUCUCAUCUGGGAACGUCAUGCUCCUGGCACUGGUCACAGAUGACAACAAGAAUUUCCCGGGAUUCAAAGCGGAGUACAGCCAGAUUCCCAAGGACAGCAGCGCCUGCGGCGGUCAGCUCACUGGGAGCAGCGGCACGUUCAACUCCCCCAACUACCCAGCGUUCUACUCCCCAAGGAUGAACUGCACCUGGAAAAUACAGGUAAGCGGGUUGCAGAAGUCCAGCAGUAAGGAGGGAGGACCGAAGACACCAGGAGGGGGUGCCGGUGAGCUGGCUGAACCCGGGUCUCUACAGAGCAGCGUAUUGUCCCAGCCUGCCACCCCCAAAUCACCCACACCCCCCUGCGCCUCCACCCCCAGCAAGACUACAGCCAGCAUAGGGGCAGAGCCAUCCAAGACUAGCCAGAGUGUGCUGCUGGUCUCGCCCUCCUCGAUGCCCCAACUCAGCUCUGUCCUCUGCACCAGUCAGCCCUCCCCUCUGCCCCCCCAUCAGCAGCUCCCCCACCAGGCUGGGAUGCAGCCUGCAGCCCGGGUGAUGGCACACUCCGUCACCAGCACUCUGCCGCAGGUGAGGGUGGUCACUGCGCAGGCUGGUCUCGCCACCUCAGCCGGCAGCCAGCAGGCCUCGCUGGUUCACCAAGGACAUCAGCAGAUCAGAGUGCCAGUCACGGUGGCACACAGCAAGGGCAUCACACAGACGAUGGUGACUCUGCCCUUGCGCACUCAGUCUGCCGGGAGCCCGGUGCAGGUUCAGGCCUCUCGGACGCAGACGAGCAUCACGGUGACUGGCCUGGCGUCGGCAGUGACCGUCACCAAAUCCUCUCUGAGCUCCCCUGGCAGCCCGGCACACACCUCUACACCUAGCACCGUCCUGCAGAGCAUCGCGGGGCAGAACAUCAUCAAACAGGUUCGGAUCACAGGCCAGCUGGGCAUGAAGUCCCAGGCAGGAGCCGGCAUCCCUCUGACCGCCACGAACCUGCGUAUCCAGGGCAAGGACGUGCUGCGGCUGCCCCCUUCCUCCAUCACCACGGACUCCACGGGGCAGACGGUGCUCCGCAUCACUCCGGACAUGAUGGCCACGCUCACCAAGUCCCCCGUCACGACGGUCAAGCUGACGCCGGACAUGCUGAGCGCCUCCUCGGGGGGCAGGCCUCUGUCUGCCACUCUGCACGUGACAUCGUCCUCCUCCGCGGCAGACACGGUCUCCGCCAUCAAGGCAGCCUGCAGCUCCGCUGGCGGGGGUGCCACCAGCCUGGUCAAAUCGGAAGCCGCCUCAAUCCGCCUGAUGCCGGCGCUGGCUGUCACCAUGGCCGACCAGAAAGGCAAGACCGUCACCGCCUCUACCGACAGCAAGCCGGCCACCACCAUCCGCAUCAUGCCAGGCCUGGGGGUCAUCCCUCAGAAACCGGGCCAGACCAUCACCGUGGCGACGGCUGGCGGCAAGCAGGUGCCAGCGUCGUCGUCGGGGGCCCCCGUUUCUGGGGCGGCCACGGUAACCAUAGCGACCGGCCACAAGGGGGGCACUAGCACGCCCUUCUCGCUGGGGGCGGGAACGGCCACGAUGAGGCAGGUGCCGGUGAGCGCCACGGUGGUGUCCACCACACAGCAGGGGAAGCUGCCUGCUCGCAUCACUGUGCCUCUGUCUGUGCUCAGCCAGCCUCUGAAAGGGAAGAGCAUGGUGACAGCACCCUUACUCAAGGGCAACAUCGGGACCAAUAUCAGCAGCCUGGGCAGGAACAUCAUUCUGACCACGAUGCCAGCAGGAACCAAGCUGAUCGCCGGGAACAAACCGGUCAGCUUUGUUACGGCACAGCAACUCCAGCAGCUGCAGCAGCAGGGCCAGGCCACGCAGGUUCGAAUCCAGACUGUCCAAACCCAGCAUCUGCAGCAGAGAACGGCCUCGGGCUCCCCCAAACCGGUCUCCACGGUUGUCGUGACGACAGCACCCUCCCCAAAACGGACUCCGGACCCCCAGUAGAACCACAACCCCCCCCCCCCCCCUUGCCGGGACAAGAGGCAAGCCUGUCAGCGAGGGCAGACGUGCUAAACCAGGCAAAGCGUUGGAGCUGGCAAUCGCUGAUGCUCAAUGCGGACUGUAGCCCUGCACCUCUGACAGACUAGCAGGUCUGACAUGAGUCAUGCAUGCGGGCCGUACACUGGCUUACAUUCAGCACCCUGCUGUACAUGUACUAGCAUUUAUUGUGGAUUAAGAAGGAAGUUCCAAUUUAAUCUGUAUUGUGAAGUCACUGCCUUGCGAUUCCAGGGCACUUCUGAGGGUUCCGUCACAUUGCCGUCAUCAGUGCACAGCAGCUUGUUGAAGUGCAUUCUAAAUUCCAUUUACGGAGUACAGUGCGGCUCUAGGGCUUUCUGUUAUUCCCCACACUUCUUUUCACAGAAUCAUGUGUCUCAGACAAUGCACACAGGAGCUUUAGCCAGUAUGUCUGUUUGUUGCAUUUUUCCCACGACUCAUUAUUAAGACAGAGCACGCACAUUUCUCACCGAGUUUCCACUGUCAUGCUUGCUGUGCUGGAGGUCUGCUUUCACUCCUCGUUUGAAAGACUUGUUUGGGAUUGCGUUUUAAUUCCCUGGGGGGGGGGUGUUAAAAGGCUAAAAUGCUCUUUUGUUUAAAAUGCAAAGAAGGCGGAGAAGGAGAAUUGUUUAACGGUGAUUAAAAAUGAGCUGGACCGCA